Molecule: messenger RNA, 600 nt
Organism: Eutrema salsugineum
Lineage: Eukaryota; Viridiplantae; Streptophyta; Magnoliopsida; Brassicales; Brassicaceae
Exons: 1
Coding region: 105-488 (127 amino acids)
Molecular function (GO): calcium ion binding
Source: RefSeq, a predicted model, not a curated record
AACAAACAACAAAAACUUGCUAAGAAAGGAAUUUUUCAGAUUCGGAUCUCAAUCUCUUCAUUUCUGCAAAAAGAUCGGAGAAAUCUUCCUCAUAAUUCAAUACCAUGAUCGAAACGGUAUUCACGAGCCAAACUCUUAUGGGAUUAAUCUCCGACACAAAAUCCUUCGAAUCCAUCACCAACGACUAUUUCCAGAUUCUAGAUCUGGACAAAAACGGAAUGCUAUCGCCGUCGGAGCUCCGGCAAGGUCUUAACCGUGUGGUGGCUGUGGAAUCUGAAGUCGCGUCGGGAGAAGAAACCGAUAACGUGUACAAGGCGAUUUUCGAGAGAUUCGGCGAGAACUUGGUCCCGGAAAAAUUUAGGGAUUUGUUGGCAGAGGUUUUGACGGCGAUGGCUAGGGCAUUUGGAAAAUCGCCGGUGAUUAUGGUGGUGCAUCACAAUGGGUUGAUUAUGAAAGCUGUUCAACACGAAACCGAACAAGGCAAGUGAUGAAAUUAGGAUUUUGAUUUAGAAAUAUUCAUCCCGAAAUUCUCUGUUUUCCGAUGGGAAAUUUGAUUUUAUAUAUUUUGUUACGUAUGACUUUCGUUGGGUGGUUUGAUUU